AUUUGAGGAGGGAACCAGCACAGCCCAGCACUCGCCCUUCCUAAAAGGAGGGCUUGUGUUCCAAACUUAUUGUUGGUGGGAUGGCCAUGCCAUCCCCUCCAUGGGGGAAUGCGCGAUGCUUUGGCGUUUUGGCACGGAACAUGGGUUGAGCAGUCGUUCGAACGGUCUCAGGAUCGACCUAGAAUGACGCACCUUCUGGUGUUUGUGCCGUGGGAGAACACAGGUCAUGUGGUACUUCUCGAACCCUCCAGGCAAUGGAACCAUCUUUGUUGAUGCGUUUCAAGUUGAGGAGGGGUGUGUGAGAUGUUACAAUGAGAUGGCACAACUAGUCGAGCUGGGGUUUGCUUCAACAUUGUGGGACGGAAAAACGGCCAAAUGCUGUGUUUUUCCGGCAAAACAUGAUUUCAUCCACACAAUGCUCAAGAUUUCCCUCUUGUCAGGCUCAAGCUGCAGUCUAGACCCAGCACAGGGUGAAGGGCUGCAUCGCAACCAAGGAGCUUAAGCUCACCGAAAAACGGACCAUGCCGCUCGUGCCGCUGCCGUAUCGCAUUCUGGUGGAGAAGGAUGAAGGAGGCCAACAUUGGCUUGUGGUACUGUGGUCUGUGCAGGUCAGGCAUGACCCAGGCUUGACGGAAGAAAGCAGCGCCACCAAGACACGGCGAGUGGACUUCCACAAGAGACUCCGUGCACACGAUGGGAACAUCUUCAUUCAAGGUGGUGGCACUGUGCUCCCUGCACUUGACCGGGAUGCGAGGACAGCCAAUGCUCGCUUUGAUUGUCAGGCGACCCCGGCACGGGCCAAGCCGGCCAUGUAUGCAGCGCAGCGGGGCCGCCGUCAUGAUGGCCUGUGGAAUUACCAGGAGGGUCGCAAGUCCUACGCCAGUGUGAUGGCAGAUGCUGAUAUCCAAGCCUUUAUUUAUGCCAAUCAGGAUGUUGCCAUGGCAGCAGACCUCAGCGCAGGAGAGGGGAAGCAAACCUUCCUGGAAGUGACCACCCACAGGAUGCCUAAGUCGCAGAAGAUCCUGAGGGAGUUGGCGAAAGGGUUUGAGAAGGGUCGCCGGGCAACUACAUUGAUGGAAUACCUCAGGACGAAGCUCAACGAUACAGAGAAACACGGUUUCACCACAGAUUUUGCCACAGGAGGCAAGAAUUGGGAAUGGAGAGCAGCGAAGACCCUCGCAGAAGGCCUUCUAAUCCCGGCAGCAGCCGAUGGCCUCGCCAGGCCCUUUAAGAUGGAGAAGGGCAUCCUUUCCAACCUGGAUAUCCGCAAUGACACUUUGUUGGAUGCCUACAUCCUCGUCCGGCCCAAUGGUCACUGGGUCACUGUGGACCUCACCACCGCCAUCCUCACCUUGGUGGUGGGUGGAAUUGUGGCCGCUGUGGCGCGGGGCCCUGCAGUGGUUGAAGCAGGGGCCUCCACAGCCACGUUGGCGAGGUCCUGGUCAACUGCGUCAACGGUGGCGUCGGUGUCAGAACUAUCACAAGCAACGCAGGUGGUGGCAAACGCAGCCAAAGGGGCAUCUUCGGUGAGCCAAGCAGUGGUUGCAAUCCGUGCAGCCGCUGCGACCAUGGCGGCUGGUGCAGCUGGGGCGGCUGCGGGUGUGGCACACCUCAGUGAACAUAUUGUUGCUGAGCAUGCUGAGAAGCAGGUGAUGGCCGAAUUUGUGAAGCAACUGGAUGUAGCCGUCGCCAAGCAUCCGAACAUGUGCUUCAAACUGGCACCUGGUGAUGAGCGGUCUGUUUGGUGGCCCGAUUUCUUCAGCCAUCCUGCCAACCCACUCGCGUGGUUGUCGCCCUCUACCUGGGGUCGCAUGAUCACCGACGCGGCCAAGACGGUGGUCGUGGAGACGAUUUUGGUCGACCCCUCGGAGGAGAUCAUAGUGGCAGUGGCGGAGCAUUGCGAGAACCCGGCACAUGGCUUUAGCAUCUCCAAUCAUGGCCUUGAAGUGGUUCGUGGUGAUGGAACCCGACGACCCUUUCGCGAGUGAGACCAUGUGAGACCUCCCCCCGGCGCACAUGUACAGAGCCGGUUGGGGGUGGCCGCUGUUUGAUGCGACUGGCGAUGUCAAACUGAGUCAGAACAAUGAGAGCCCAUGAAGACGACAUUUUUGCCCAGAGCGGUUGAUGAGUGCUGCCAAAGAAGCAACAAGCAAGCUUUUGACUUGUGUAGGCACAGGCUUGAGCAGCUUUGACUUCAUGUUUAUGGUUUGCUUGGCAAAAGCCGGCAUUUGACCGAACACAACCUUUUCUUGCUGUACGGCUGACCAAAA
Molecule: messenger RNA, 2270 nt
Organism: Durusdinium trenchii
Lineage: Eukaryota; Dinophyceae; Suessiales; Symbiodiniaceae
Source: the annotation of a GenBank genome assembly